CCGCCCUCGCGCGGGGGAGGAGCGGGCGGCGUAGGGCGGGCGCAGCGGGGGUCGGGGCGCUGGGAGCCCGUUGGGCCGCGAACGCAGCCGCCACGCCGGGGCCGCCGAGAUCGGGUGCCCGGGAUGAGCCUCAUCCGGAAAAAGGGCUUCUACAAGCAGGACGUCAACAAGACCGCCUGGGAGCUGCCCAAGACCUACGUGUCCCCGACGCACGUCGGCAGCGGGGCCUAUGGCUCCGUGUGCUCGGCCAUCGACAAGCGGUCAGGGGAGAAGGUGGCCAUCAAGAAGCUGAGCCGACCCUUUCAGUCCGAGAUCUUCGCCAAGCGCGCCUACCGGGAGCUGCUGCUGCUGAAGCACAUGCAGCAUGAGAACGUCAUUGGGCUCCUGGAUGUCUUCACCCCAGCCUCCUCCCUGCGCAACUUCCAUGACUUCUACCUGGUGAUGCCCUUCAUGCAGACGGAUCUGCAGAAGAUCAUGGGGAUGGAGUUCAGUGAGGAGAAGAUCCAGUACCUGGUGUAUCAGAUGCUCAAAGGCCUUAAGUACAUCCACUCGGCUGGGGUCGUGCACAGGGACCUGAAGCCAGGCAACCUGGCUGUGAAUGAGGACUGUGAACUGAAGAUUCUGGAUUUUGGGCUGGCGCGACAUGCAGACGCCGAGAUGACUGGCUACGUGGUGACCCGCUGGUACCGAGCCCCCGAGGUGAUCCUCAGCUGGAUGCACUACAACCAGACAGUGGACAUCUGGUCUGUGGGCUGUAUCAUGGCAGAGAUGCUGACAGGGAAAACUCUGUUCAAGGGGAAAGAUUACCUGGACCAGCUGACCCAGAUCCUGAAAGUGACCGGGGUGCCUGGCACGGAGUUUGUGCAGAAGCUGAACGACAAAGCGGCCAAAUCCUACAUCCAGUCCCUGCCACAGACCCCCAGGAAGGAUUUCACUCAGCUGUUCCCACGGGCCAGCCCCCAGGCUGCGGACCUGCUGGAGAAGAUGCUGGAGCUAGACGUGGACAAGCGCCUGACGGCUGCGCAGGCCCUCACCCAUCCCUUCUUUGAACCCUUCCGGGACCCUGAGGAAGAGACGGAGGCCCAGCAGCCGUUUGAUGAUUCCUUAGAACACGAGAAACUCACAGUGGAUGAAUGGAAGCAGCACAUCUACAAGGAGAUUGUGAACUUCAGCCCCAUUGCCCGGAAGGACUCACGGCGCCGGAGUGGCAUGAAGCUGUAGGGACUCAUCUUGCAUGGCACCGCCGGCCAGACACUGCCCAAGGACCAGUAUUUAUUUGUCACUACCAAACUCAGCCCUUCUUGGAAUACAGCCUUUCAAGCAGAGGACAGAAGGGUCCUUCUCCUUAUGUGGGAAAUGGGCCUAGUAGAUGCAGAAUUCAAAGAUGUCGGUUGGGAGAAACUAGCUCUGAUCCUAACAGGCCACGUUAAACUGCCCAUCUGGAGAAUCGCCUGCAGGUGGGGCCCUUUCCUUCCCGCCAGAGUGGGGCUGAGUGGGCGCUGAGCCAGGCCGGGGGCCUAUGGCAGUGAUGCUGCAUUGGUUUCCUAGAGAUGCUCUAACGAAUUACCACAAACCUGGUGGAUUGAAACAGCAGAACUUGAUUCCCUUACAGUUCUGGAGGCUGGAAAUCUGGGAUGGAGGUGUUGGCAGGGCUGUGGUCCCUUUGAAGGCUCUGGGGAAGAAUCCUUCCUUGGCUCUUUUUAGCUUGUGGUGGCAGUCGGCAGUCCGUGGCAUUCCCCGGCUUAUUGCUGCAUCACUCCAGUCUCUGUCUCUUCUGUUCUCUCCUCUUUUAACAACAGUCAUUGGAUUUAGGGCCCACCCUAAUCCUGUGUGAUCUUAUCUUGAUCCUUAUUAAUUACACCUGCAAAUACUCUAGUUCCAAAUAAAGUCACAUUCUCAGGUUCCAGGUGGACAUGAAUUCCAGGGGGAAAUGAUUCAACUCACUACAGACAGCUGGGAGGGAGGGGCCCCUUCCUGGGCCCCGUGCUGAGGCCUUGUGCUCUGUGAAGGAACCCAAUGUGUUUGGCUGCUAAAUUAAGGGAGUUGCAGAGAGAGCUGCAGCUGGUGCGAUUUCAUUCAGGUUAUUUUGGGUGAGUGAUAAGCAAUCAAGAUAUGAA
Pan troglodytes (chimpanzee) is the source of this 2117-nucleotide messenger RNA. It is a transcript of the gene MAPK13, whose product is annotated as mitogen-activated protein kinase 13. The record is from RefSeq and is marked validated. Gene Ontology annotation, molecular function: ATP binding; MAP kinase activity. Gene Ontology annotation, biological process: MAPK cascade; protein phosphorylation. Bases 124 to 1221 code for a protein of 365 amino acids. The transcript is spliced from 12 exons. NCBI's taxonomy places the organism in Eukaryota, Metazoa, Chordata, Mammalia, Primates, Hominidae.